Molecule: messenger RNA, 318 nt
Organism: Ambispora leptoticha
Lineage: Eukaryota; Fungi; Glomeromycota; Glomeromycetes; Archaeosporales; Ambisporaceae
Source: the annotation of a GenBank genome assembly
AUGGUUCGUUUAUCCCCCCAGUUAGCCGAAAUUUUUUACCAAGAGCAUAAAACUAAGCCAUUUUUUAAAGGAAUGACUAAAUUUAUGUCUAGUUCGCCGGUGGUAAUAAUUUGUCUUGAAGGAGAAAACGCGAUCAAACUUAAUCGUGAAAUUAUGGGUGCUACUAAUCCCCUAGAAGCGAAGGUAGGAACUAUUAGAAGAACUUACGGUGAAAGUAUUGACAACGCUAAUGCAGUUCAUGGUUCAGAUAGUCCCGAAGCAGCAGAAAGAGAAAUUAACUUAUUUUUUAAAGAAGGGGAAAUAUUUUCGAGUAGAUAA